UAUAAAAGGCGGCCCCUGGGCGCCGGGGCAGACCGCGAGCAGAGCGCCCCCGAGCAGCUCCCGCGCCCCGCGCUCCUCCUCGGGAAGCACCUCGAGCUCGAGACGCCCGCAGCCCGUCCGCCGCGCACCCGUGUGUCGCCGUCUCGGCCUCCGCGCUCGCCCCGACCCUCCUGCGCGCCGCGAUGAGCUCCCGCACCGCCAGGACGCUCGCCCUCGCCGUCACCCUGCUCCACUUGGCCAGGCUGGCGCUCUCCACCUGCCCCGCCGCCUGCCACUGCCCCCUGGAGGCGCCCAAGUGCGCCCCCGGAGUCGGCCUGGUCGGGGACGGCUGCGGCUGCUGCAAGGUCUGCGCCAAGCAGCUCAACGAGGACUGCAGCAAGACGCAGCCCUGCGACCACACCAAGGGGCUGGAAUGCAACUUCGGCGCCAGCCCCACCGCUCAGAAGGGGAUCUGCAGAGCUCAGUCAGAGGGCAGACCCUGCGAAUAUAACUCCAGAAUCUACCAGAAUGGGGAGAGUUUCCAGCCCAACUGUAAACACCAGUGCACAUGCAUCGACGGCGCCGUGGGCUGCGUUCCGCUGUGCCCGCAGGAGCUCUCCCUCCCAGACCUGGGCUGCCCCAACCCCCGGCUGGUCAAAGUCACCGGGCAGUGCUGCGAGGAGUGGCUCUGCGACGAGGACGGUGCCAAGGACCCCAUGGACGACAGGGACGGCCUCCCGGGCAAGGCGCUGGCCUUCGAUGCCUCCGAGGUGGAGUUAACGAGAAACAACGAAUUAAUUGCCUUUGGAAAAGGCGGCUCCCUGAAGCGGCUCCCGGUUUUCCGAGCGGAGCCUCGCGUUCUCUACACCCCUCCUCUGCUCGGCCAGAAAUGCAUCGUUCAAACCACGUCGUGGUCCCAGUGCUCAAAGACCUGCGGAACUGGCAUCUCCACCCGCGUCACCAAUGACAACCCCGACUGCCGCCUGGUGAAGGAAACCCGCAUCUGCGAGGUGCGGCCGUGUGGACAGCCGGCCUUCGGCAGCCUGAAAAAGGGCAAGAGAUGCAGCAAGACCCGGAAAGCCCCCGAGCCGGUCAAGUUCACUUACGCCGGCUGCUCCAGCGUGAAGAAGUACCGGCCCAAGUACUGCGGCUCCUGCGUGGACGGCCGCUGCUGCGCGCCGCAGCAGACGCGGACCGUGAAGAUGCGCUUCCGCUGCGAGGACGGGGAGACGUUUGCCAAGAACGUCAUGAUGAUCCAGUCCUGCCGGUGCAGCUACAGCUGCCCGCACGCCAACGAGGCAGCCUUUCCCUUCUACCGGCUCUUCAACGACAUUCACAAAUUUAGGGACUAGAUGCUGCUCGGGUUUCCAGCACAGGGUGGACAAAGCGGGGAGAGAAGGGUGUGAGCGCCCCGGAGGCGUGGGUGGGUGGGGGCGGCGGCGAAGGGGCGCGGCGCUCGGCCGGGUCGGGUCGAGGGUCGAGUCUAGGCGUCGGGAGCUGCCUGCCGCGGCGCACGCGGCGCGGACGCUGCCGCGAUCGCAGAUACUUUUGCUUCGUAAUAUUGGAGCACAUGUUCCUGCUUCAUUUUGGAGCUUGUGGUGUGGAUGACGUCUGUUUCUGUUUGUAAAUUAUUCGGUAAAAGCGUCGUUUUCUCCAGGCUUUUUUCCUUGUGGGUCUGCAGGGGUGAGUGAGGAUGAGCUGGACAGUUGAAGGAAGGAAACGGGAGGCCCCCCCAGGGCGGCACUCCGUGAGUGUCCGUCAGAGGCAGCUAUCUGCACUCGAAACUGCAAACAGAAAUAGGUGUUUUAAGACUGAAUGUUUUUAUUUAUCAAAAUGUAGCUUUCCGGGAGGGAGGGGAAAUAUAAUACUGGAAUAAUUUGUAAAUGAUUUUAAUUUUAUAUUCAGUGAAAAGAAUUUAUUUAUGGAAUGAAUCAUUUAAUAAAGAAAUAUUUACCUAA
Molecule: messenger RNA, 1937 nt
Organism: Sus scrofa (pig)
Lineage: Eukaryota; Metazoa; Chordata; Mammalia; Artiodactyla; Suidae
Gene: CCN1
Product: cellular communication network factor 1
Biological process (GO): signal transduction; positive regulation of cell differentiation; positive regulation of cell migration
Cellular component (GO): extracellular region
Molecular function (GO): heparin binding; integrin binding
Source: RefSeq, a predicted model, not a curated record